CGUCUGCCGCCUGAGCUGCUGCCCGCGGACCCCGCCAUGGAGACGCUGAACGGCCCCGCGGGCGGAGGCGCCCCGGACGCGAAGCUGCAGCCGCCCGGCCAGCACCACCGCCACCACCACCUCCACCCGGUGGCCGAGAGGCGGCGGCUGCACCGAGCGCCCUCGCCCGCCAGACCCUUCCUUAAGGACCUGCACGCCCGGCCCGCCGCACCCGGCCCGGCCGUCCCCUCCUCGGGCCGAGCCCCGGCGUCCGCCGCCCCGCGCUCGCCCAACCUCGCGGGCAAGGCGCCGCCCUCGCCGGGGUCCCUGGCCGCGCCCGGCCGCCUCUCCCGGCGCGGCGGCGGCGUCCCGGGCGCGAAGGACAAGCCCCCGCCGGGCGCCGGGGCCAGAGCGGCGGGCGGUGCCAAGGCUACCCUGGGAAGCAGGAGGGCGGCGCGCGUGGCGCCCGCGGAGCCGCUGUCCCGGGCUGGGAAGCCUCCCGGAGCCGAGCCGCCGCCCGCCGCUGCCAAGGGCCGCAAAGCCAAGCGCGGCUCCCGGGCGCCACCCGCCCGCACCAUCGUCCCCCCGACCCCGGCCGCCCGGAUCCCUGCUGUGACCCUCGCGGUGACCUCGGUGGCCGGGUCUCCGGUCCGCUGCUCGCGCAUCAGCCACACGGACAGCAGCUCCGACCUCUCCGACUGCCCCUCCGAACCCCUGUCCGACGAGCAGCGCCUGCUCCCUGCCGCCAGCAGCGACGCCGAAUCUGGCACGGGCUCCAGCGACCGAGAACCUCCCCGAGGAGCGCCGACGCCGAGCCCCGCAGCCCGAGGAGCGCCGCCGGGCAGCCCCGAGCCCCCAGCGCUCCUCGCCGCGCCCCUCGCCGCGGGCUCCUGUCCCGGGGGCCGGAGCAUCCCGGGCGGGGUUUCCGGGGGUUUCGCGGGGCCCGGCGCGGCGGAGGAUGCCCGGGGUCGCGCACCGCCGGAGCGACCAGUCCCCGGGACCCCCAAGGAGCCCAGCCUGGGUGAGCAGCCUCGGCUCGUGCCAGCGGCGGAGGAAGAGGAGCUGUUGCGGGAGAUGGAGGAGCUGCGCUCGGAGAACGACUAUCUCAAGGAUGAGUUAGAUGAACUCCGUGCUGAGAUGGAAGAGAUGAGAGACAGUUAUUUAGAGGAAGAUGUUUACCAGCUGCAGGAACUUCGGCGAGAACUGGACCGUGCUAAUAAAAACUGCCGAAUCCUGCAGUACCGUCUUCGGAAAGCUGAGCAGAAAAGCCUGAAAGUGGCUGAGACAGGUCAGGUGGAUGGCGAGCUUAUUCGAAGCCUGGAGCAGGACUUGAAGGUAGCCAAAGAUGUAUCUGUCAGAUUGCACCACGAACUGAAGACGGUGGAGGAAAAGCGCGCGAAAGCUGAGGAUGAAAACGAAACUCUCCGACAGCAGAUGAUUGAAGUGGAAAUAUCCAAACAGGCCCUCCAGAAUGAGCUGGAGAGACUGAAAGAGAGUUCCCUAAAAAGAAGAAGCACUCGGGAAAUGUACAAGGAGAAGAAAACCUUUAACCAGGAUGACAGUGCCGAUUUGAGGUGCCAGCUCCAGUUUGCCAAAGAGGAAGCCUUCCUGAUGCGCAAAAAGAUGGCCAAGCUAGGACGGGAGAAGGACGAGCUGGAGCAGGAGCUCCAGAAGUACAAGUCCCUCUAUGGGGAUGUGGACAGCCCCCUGCCCACGGGGGAAGCAGGCGGGCCCCCCAGCACCCGGGAGGCCGAGCUGAAGCUGCGGCUGAAGCUGGUGGAGGAGGAAGCCAACAUCUUGGGCCGGAAGAUCGUGGAGCUGGAGGUGGAGAACCGUGGCCUCAAGGCAGAGAUGGAGGACAUGCGGGGCCAGCAGGAGCGAGAGGGCCUGGGCCGGGACCACCCACCCAGCAUUCCUACCUCACCCUUCGGCGACUCCCUGGAGUCCUCCACUGAGCUCCGCCGCCACCUGCAGUUCGUGGAAGAGGAAGCGGAGCUGCUCCGGAGGUCCAUCUCCGAGAUCGAAGACCACAACCGGCAGCUGACCCACGAGCUCAGCAAGUUUAAGUUUGAGCCUCCCCGGGAGCCGGGCUGGCUCGGGGAGGGUGCGAGUCCUGGUGCCGGGGGUGGGGCCCCCCUGCAGGAGGAGCUGAAGUCAGCCAGGCUGCAGAUCAGCGAGCUCAGCGGCAAAGUGCUCAAACUGCAGCACGAGAACCAUGCGCUGCUGUCCAACAUCCAGCGCUGCGACCUGGCAGCGCACCUGGGGCUGCGUGUCCCCAGUCCCCGGGACAGCGAUGCCGAGAGCGAUGCAGGCAAGAAGGAGAGUGAAGGGGAGGAGAGCCGCCUGCCCCAGCCCAAGCGGGAAGGCCCUGUUGGCGGGGAGAGCGACUCGGAGGAGAUGUUCGAGAAGACGUCGGGCUUCGGGAGCGGGAAGCCAUCGGAGGCCAGCGAGCCGUGCGCCACGGAGCUCCUGAAGGCCCGGGAGGACUCCGAGUGCCUAGUGACCCUAAAACACGAGGCCCAGCGGCUAGAGCGGACGGUGGAGCACCUCAUCGCGGACACCGACAGCUUCCUCCGUGACGCGGGGCUGCAGGGUGGUGCACCCUCGCCGGGGCCUGGCCUCCAGGGUGAAGAGGAGCGGGGCGAGGGGGACCAGCAGGAGCCUCACCUGCUGGGGACCAUCAACGCCAAGAUGAAGUCUUUCAAGAAAGAGCUUCAGGCCUUCCUGGAGCAGGUGAACCGCAUUGGGGAUGGCCUAUCCCCCUUGCCGCACCUCACAGAGUCCUCUAGCUUCCUCUCCACUGUGACUUCCGUGUCCCGGGACUCCCCCAUCGGGAACCUGGGGAAGGAGCUGGGCCCAGACUUGCAGUCCAGACUGAGAGAGCAGCUAGAGUGGCAGCUGGGGCCGGCCCGAGGGGACGAGCGGGAGAGCCUGCGCCUCCGAACUGCACGGGAGCUGCACCGCCGCGCAGACGGGGACGCCGGGAGCCAUGGGCUGGGAGGCCAGACCUGCUUCAGUCUAGAGAUGGAGGAGGAGCACCUCUAUGCCUUGAGGUGGAAAGAACUGGAAAUGCACAGCCUGGCUUUGCAAAACAGCCUCCAUGAGCGAACCUGGAGUGAUGAGAAGAAUCUGAUGCAGCAGGAGCUCCGGUCCUUGAAGCAGAACAUUUUCCUCUUCUACGUCAAACUCAGGUGGCUGCUGAAACACUGGCGGCAAGGGAAGCAGAUGGAGGAGGAAGGAGAGGAGUUCACUGAGGGUGAGCAUCCAGAGACCCUCUCUGGGCUCGGGGAGCUUGGAGUCCAGGGGAGUCACCAGGCGGAUGGCCCAGACCACGACGACAGUGACCGAGGCUGUGGCUUUCCAGUCGGGGAGCACUCCCCACACUCCCGGGUGCAGAUAGGAGACCACAGCUUACGGCUGCAGACCACGGACAGGGGACAGUCCCACAAGCAGGUGGUGGAAAACCAGCAGCUGUUCAGCGCCUUCAAGACCUUGCUGGAGGACUUCCGUGCGGAGCUGCGGGAGGACGAGCGUGCCCGACUGCGGCUGCAGCAGCAGUACGCCAGCGACAAGGCAGCCUGGGACGUGGAGUGGGCCGUGCUCAAGUGCCGUCUGGAACAGCUGGAAGAGAAGACUGAGAACAAGUUGGGAGAACUAGGCUCCUCCGCUGAGAGCAAGGGGGCCUUGAAGAAGGAGAGAGAGGUGCACCAGAAGCUCCUGGCCGACAGUCACAGCCUGGUCAUGGACCUGCGCUGGCAGAUCCAUCACAGCGAGAAGAACUGGAACCGGGAGAAGGUGGAACUUCUCGACCGCCUGGACAGAGAUCGGCAGGAGUGGGAGCGGCAGAAGAAGGAACUCCUGUGGAGGAUAGAGCAGUUGCAGAAAGAGAACAGUCCCCGGAGAGGUGGCAGUUUCCUCUGUGAUCAAAAAGACGGCAACGUUCGCCCCUUUCCCCACCAGGGAAGCCACCGCGUGCCCCGUCCUGUGGCCAUGUGGCCUUGUGCAGACGCCGACUCCAUCCCGUUUGAAGACCAGCCGCUGUCCAAGCUGAAGGAGUCGGACAGGUGCUCGGCCAGUGAGAAUCUCUACCUGGAUGCCUUGUCCCUGGAUGACGAGCCAGAGGAGCCACCAGCCCACAGGCCCGAGAGGGAGUUCAGGAAUCGCCUCCCUGAGGAAGAAGAAAAUCACAAGGGGAAUCUUCAAAGGGCAGUGUCCGUGUCCUCCAUGUCUGAGUUCCAGCGCCUCAUGGACAUCUCCCCGUUCCUGCCUGAGAAGGGCCUGCCGUCCACCAGCAGCAAGGAGGACAUCACCCCACCCCUGUCUCCAGACGACCUCAAGUACAUUGAGGAGUUCAACAAGAGCUGGGACUACACACCCACCAGGGGCCACAAUGGUGGGGCGCCAGACCUCUGGGCCGACAGGACCGAGGUGGGGCGGGCAGGGCACGAGGACAGCACAGAGCCUUUCCCCGACUCCUCCUGGUACCUGACCACAAGUGUCACCAUGACCACGGACACCAUGACCAGCCCAGAGCACUGCCAGAAGCAGCCGCUGCGGAGCCACGUCCUCACCGAGCAGUCGGGGGUGCGCGUGUUACACAGCCCGCCUGCCGUGCGCAGGGUCGACAGCAUCACGGUGGCGGGUGGCGAGAGUCCCUUUCCCACAAGCAGAGCCAGAGGGAGCCUGGGAGACACCAAGGGGGGCCCUCCAGAACCCAUGCUCAGCAGGUGGCCUUGCACCUCCCCCAGGCACUCCCGGGACUACGUGGAGGGGGCACGGCGCCCCCUCGAUAACCCUCUCUGUACCUCCCUGGGGUUUGCCUCCCCACUGCACAGCCUGGAGAUGUCCAAGAACUUGAGUGAUGACAUGAAGGAGGUGGCCUUCUCUGUCAGGAAUGCCAUCUGCUCUGGGCCUGGUGAGCCACAAGUCAAGGACAUGGCCUGCCAGACCAAUGGGUCCCGGACGAUGGGGACCCAGACUGUUCAGACCAUCAGUGUGGGCUUGCAGACUGACGCCCUGCGUGGCAGCGGUGUCACCAGCAGCCCCCACAAGUGUCUCACGCCGAAGGCUGGGGGCGGUGCUACACCCGUGUCGUCUCCUUCCCGAAGCCUUAGGAGCAGACAGGUGGCCCCUGCCAUCGAGAAGGUGCAGGCCAAGUUUGAACGCACAUGCUGCUCCCCCAAGUAUGGUUCUCCCAAGCUGCAGAGGAAGCCCCUCCCCAAAGCUGACCAGCCAAAUAACAGGACGUCGCCAGGGAUGGCCCAGAAAGGGUACAGUGAGUCAGCCUGGGCCCGCUCCACCACCACAAGGGAGAGCCCCGUGCACACCACCAUCAAUGAUGGCCUCUCCAGCCUCUUCAACAUCAUCGACCACAGCCCCGUGGUGCAGGACCCCUUCCAGAAGGGGCUGCGGGCCGGCAGUCGGUCUCGCUCAGCAGAACCCCCACCGGAGCUGGCCCCAGGCCAGGAAACAGGCACCAAUUCCCGAGGAAGGUCACCUAGCCCCAUUGGGGUGGGCUCAGAGAUGUGCAGGGAGGAAGGGGGAGAGGGCACGCCAGUGAGGCAGGACUUAUCUGCUCCCCCUGGCUACACACUCACUGAGAACGUGGCCCGGAUCCUCAACAAGAAGCUGCUGGAGCAUGCCUUAAAGGAGGAGAGGAGGCAGGCUGCCUACGGGCCCCCAGGUCUCCACAGUGACAGCCACUCGCUGGGGGACACAGCCGAGCCAGGGCCCAUGGAGAACCAAACUGUCUUACUAACUGCCCCCUGGGGACUCUAGCCCUGCCUGCCUCACGCUGAACUACCUUGUUCUGCACUAGCUCCAUCCCUAGAGCCCUGCUUCUCCAGGCCCGAGAGACCAGCAAACCGUCGCCCUCCGUCCCGGUGGGCCCCACAUUCCCCCACUGCCUCACAGCCUCAGUCACCCGGAGACCCGACGUCCUUGGAGGAGCAUGGUGGCGAGGAGCCGCCCGAGGAGCAGCCACACCGUGAUGCAAGCUUGCAUGGAUUAUCACAGUAUAAUUCACUGUAAUUUGCAUAACCACACCAUCGCCAUGAACAAAACUCUGCCCAGAAGGAGAGAUCUAGUUUUCUCAAGGUCAAAGAAUGUUUUUUAAAAACACACAGCUGCUGAAUGUUCAACCUGUGAAACUGAGAUGUUUCUAGAAUGAAACAGUAAAUGUGCCUGUAAUAACUUAAUUUUUUUCAUAGCUCAGAAAACUAUUUUUGUCUCCAUCUUUUUUACACACAGUAUAUUAAAUGAAAAGGUAAAUAAGGUAUAAAUAGAUUUAAAAAAUAAAAGUUUUAAAAAAUGUACAUUUUAAGAGAUUCUGAACACCCUUGCUGUCAAUACCUGACUGCCUCUCUGUUAAAUUUGCCCUGUUACAUUUUGGUUCAGUUUAUUUCCAUGUUGAAUUAGAGUGGAUUAAGUUCAUUUUAUUUUGUCAGUGUUACUGUUUUUUAAGACUUUUUUAAUGCUUCAGACUGUCUGAUUCAGUGAACUUUUUGUAGCGAAAAAGCCAUGAAGCCAGUAGACAAGACAGAUAUUCUGUAUACUGGAGGGGAUACAGGACCAGUAGACAAGACAGAUAUUCUGUAUACUGGAGGGGACACAGGACCAGUAGACAAGACAGAUAUUCUGUAUACUGGAGGGGAUACAGGACGUUUUUGAAAAGGUACAAAGCCCUCAGUGGGCUUAGAAACUUCACUGUAUGAUCCUUGUAUUAUCCUACUUGGCUUGCACGUCUUCGGGUGCAUGUAUAUACCGCUACUGUGUCCUCGCCAUCACCUAAAUGUGACUCAGUCUGUUCCACUGUAAUACGUUGUGAAUUUCCUUGUACUGUACUUUUAUUGUUGGUCUUCUUGCAUCGAUGAUCCAACAGCAACAUUUUUAAAUUAUUGUGAAAAGAUUAACUGGCAGUGUACAGAGUUUACUCCAAGUUUUCUUAAGGGAAAACACGACGAAAAGGCACGAGGAUACCAAAUGGAAACACGUGCUGGUGCCUCUGAGUCUGUAUGAGACCGUGAUGUAGUAGAAAUAAAGCCCUUCCGAGAUGGCA
Cercocebus atys (sooty mangabey) is the source of this 7036-nucleotide messenger RNA. It is a transcript of the gene MTCL1, whose product is annotated as microtubule crosslinking factor 1. Gene Ontology annotation, cellular component: apicolateral plasma membrane; lateral plasma membrane; midbody. The record is from RefSeq and is a predicted model, not a curated record. Lineage: Eukaryota; Metazoa; Chordata; Mammalia; Primates; Cercopithecidae. Gene Ontology annotation, molecular function: microtubule binding. The coding region runs from base 37 to 5757 and encodes 1906 amino acids. The transcript is spliced from 15 exons. Gene Ontology annotation, biological process: microtubule bundle formation; establishment or maintenance of epithelial cell apical/basal polarity; regulation of autophagy.